CAGCUGUAGUUAGAAAAGGUCAAACUAGAAAUAAAAACAAAUGCCAAAUUAUUAACCAGCAAAACUCUUUUUGUCUCCUUUUCAGUUGCACCUCAUUUAAAAUUAGGAAUUAAUAAGCACAGAGGGUUCUACUAUGUCCAAAUCUUUAGAAAGUGUGACUGCUUAGCAGCAUGUGGAUUGCAAGAUAAUGCCAGAUUGCUUUCAAGUUUUAUUUAAAUAGUGCAGAAAAACAUUUUCUUAAGGGAGAGGAGGCUUAUUUCACUAGUUUGUGCAUAAUUCAGACCUCAGCUGUUUGCUAUCAUGGUUACUAUUUGGAAAUUCAAUCCUGGACUUGAUACUCAAUUAUAUGGGACUUCAUUCCUACCAACUUCCUGUAAUUCUAAACCUAUGGGUAAAAAUAUUAGUAGUCAUACGCUGCUGAGGAAAGUACGGACACAUUGACUCAGCUCGUGCAGCCGCAGCAGGCGUUGCUGUUUGCAGCUUGCAAGUUCUGGAAGCCUAUUAUAGCAUUCAUUUAUGCAAAUUCCAGAGGUGUAAUUGAAACAAGGUCAGCAGUGUUUGUCAGUGUGUCGCAGCUGAGGUCCUUGGAACAUAAGUGCUUUUUAAAUGAAGGCGUUCUGACUGCAAGCAAUAACGACGGUCCAGAAACUACAGUUCAAGGAAUGGCUGACUUAUUUCAAGAGGUACUUUCUUUUAAAAUGCUAGUAUCUUGUAGAAAUUAGGACAAAGACUGCGACUUUUAUGGGCUUUUACUGUUGCAGUGUACCAGCUCUGGGUUCUGGGCAGCUGCCUGUAGCCUUUCUGCUGAAGGAUCUUUGUGGGUUUCAUUUGCUAACAUGCGUGGAAAUGAGAACAAAUGGCACGACGGUUAAGAUUGCAUUUUGCUACCCAAAGAAGCAACACAGACCCAUUAUCAGAAACCUCUGAAGAUUUUUUGGAUAGGAAUAAUUGUGUGUACUUCAAAAAAUCGCAGAGUUCUGCACCUAGCUUUACACAAGUGAAACUAAUUCCUAGACAAGCUGCUUAUGCACCUGUAGUGCAACAAGUAAUUAAUCAAGAGAAAAGCACAAGUAUUUCAUCACUGCAAAUAAAAAAGAGCAGUUCACUGCACAUUUCCUUGCAGUCUAGGAAGCAGAGUGGAUGUUCUAGGUUUGGUGAUGCCGUGGCUGCUGGUGAAGACGCUUCAUUCAUUGGUAUUGGUAGUGAAGGGAGCUGUGGUGCUGGAGCCGUGUCUGACCAUCGAUCUAAUGACAGCCUUCUGAGCAGUGCUGUUCUGGGCAGAGGCAGCCUCAGCAGCAUCGCAGCAAGUGACAGCGGCUCGUUCAGCAGUGCUGGCAGUGACUACGGAUCAUGUGCAAGUACCACAAGUGAUGGAGGUUCAUAUACUAACAGUAUCAUCAGUGACAGUGGCAGUGGCACUCUAUGGACAAGUGACAGUACUUUCUGUAGUAGUGUCGCACAUGGUGACUCUUCAUAUAGAAGCACUGGAAACAAAUGUAAUCCCUCCAGGAGCAACUCAUCUCAGGAGACACUGUACAGAAGUAAUACUACUUUUGACCAAGAUGCUCUGUCAGUGAGGAAGAAAACUAAAAUUCCAUUGCGACGUUGUUCAUCACUGGUUAUUUUUCCUAGGAGUCCUUCCAGUACUCCUCCAGCUUCUCCAGUAAGCUCAGGUCAGCUACCACAUAGAGGCACCUAUCAAACAUCUCAUAAACUGAUUAUUUCUCCUAGUGAGCUGGCACAAAAGGAAGAUCAGACCAUUUCCAAAGGAUUCCUUUCAACAGCAGUCAAUGGACUUAGACUGUCUAAAACAGUUUGCUCUUCUGGCGAGGUCAGAGACAUCCGACCGCUUUAUUUGAAUGCAUCAUUGCAGGACAAAAGUCAAAUUUUGAAUGGUCCUCAGCAGGCAACUUGUGAAGAAGUACCUGAUGGCUUCUCAUGUGUUUCAGUUCAUCUUACACAAGGAGCAUUUGCAUCGAGCAGUGAAAUGGUUAAUGGCUCUUGCAGUCCAGAGUUAAAUCUGAACUCUGGUACAAAAUACCCUCAUUUAAAACUGGAACGUAGCACAUCUGCAUGUCUGCCCUCAAAACCAGAUUCAGAAUAUCAGAUUAAUAUAAAUGAACUAGGAAGACCAAAUGCACAGAUGAGCAAAACUCCCCAUAUUUUGCAAAGAAGUGUUUCCUUGGAAGGAUCACGCCAAAAAGUUUCUUGCUGCUUAUCCAGCCUUAAAUACAAGUGUCAUAGUGCAAGGACGUCUCAGUUGCACAUACAGUUCAAAGCUGGGAAUGAAGGAAAAACAACUGGUGUUAGGAAAAGAUAUGGAACCUCUAAAAGGGAAAUGUCUAGCACUUUGUGGAGGCCCCAUAAGACUCGAGAUGAUUUUCUUGGACAAGUGGAUAUUCCUCUUUAUCAGUUACCGACAGAAAAUCCAAGUAUGGAGAGACCAUAUACAUUUAAGGAUUUUGUUCUUCAUCCAAGAAGCCAUAAAUCAAGAGUUAAAGGCCACCUUAGAUUAAAAAUGACUUACUUACCUAAAAACAAUGGGUCUGAAGAAGAAACCACAGAACAGGCUGAAGAAUUAGAGCCUGGGUGGAUUAUAUUGGACCAACCAGAGGCUGCUAGCCAGCCACAACAGCAGCAGCAGGAAUCUCCUCCACUGCCUUCAGGCUGGGAAGAAAGACAAGACAUCCUCGGCAGGACCUACUACGUCAAUCAUGAAUUCAGAAGAACACAGUGGAAAAGACCAACUGCACAGGACAGUGUGGCUGUUGCAGACCUUGGCAGUGUGCAGCUGGAGGCCCAGCACGUGUUCACUCACCGGCGACAGAUAUCAGAGGAUACAGAGAACACAGACAGCAGAGAUUCCCCCGAGAGCUGGGAAAUUAUAACUGAAGACGAGGCAACAAUGUACAGCAGUCAGAAUGUUCAAAUACCUCUCUCGCAGAGUAGCUGUGAUAUACAGAGUCAUCUUGCAGAAGAAUUGAGUAACAGGCUUACCACCUCUGGAAGUCCAGCUACUGGCCAGUCAACAGCCUACACUAACCAUUCCAGCAGAAGAGGUAGUCUGCAGACAUACAGACCUGAAGAGCAGCCUGCACAUCCAGUGUUACUGCCUACUUCAUCUGGAUUGCCCCCAGGCUGGGAAGAACGACAAGAUGAAAAAGGAAGGUCAUAUUAUAUAGAUCACAAUUCUAGAACCACUACCUGGAUAAAACCAGUUGUACAGAUUGCUGCGGAAACAAGUCAGGCAUCAGCUGCACAAAGUAUUUCUAUAGCAAGACAGCCACAAGCAACAUCAAGUGAUUCAUCACAACAGUCUUCUCAGCAGCAGCCUGAAAUGGAGCAAGGAUUUCUCCCUAAAGGCUGGGAAGUCCGACACGCACCCAAUGGGAGACCAUUCUUUAUUGACCACAAUACCAAAACUACAACAUGGGAAGAUCCAAGACUGAAAAUUUCUGCUCCUCCAAGGAGAAAGACUUCCCUAGAUCCAGUUGACCUGGGCCCAUUACCACCAGGGUGGGAAGAGAGAACUCACACGGAUGGAAGAAUAUUCUUCAUAAACCACAAUACGAAGAGAACACAAUGGGAGGAUCCUCGACUGCAGAAUGUGGCAAUAACUGGACCAGCUGUGCCUUACUCCAGGGACUAUAAGCGGAAGUAUGAAUUCUUCAGAAAGAAAUUGAAGAAACAGAGUGAUAUUCCAAAUAGGUUUGAAAUGAAAAUUCAUCGCACAACAAUCCUUGAAGAUUCUUACAGAAGAAUCAUAGCUGUAAAGAGAGCAGAUUUCCUUAAAGCGAGACUUUGGAUUGAAUUUGAUGGUGAAAAAGGUUUAGACUAUGGAGGAGUUGCCAGGGAAUGGUUCUUCCUUCUCUCUAAAGAAAUGUUUAAUCCUUAUUAUGGAUUGUUUGAAUAUUCAGCUACAGAUAACUAUACUCUGCAGAUCAAUCCCAACUCUGGACUUUGCAAUGAAGAUCAUCUCUCUUAUUUCAAGUUUAUAGGUCGUGUGGCUGGAAUGGCUGUUUACCAUGGCAAACUUUUGGAUGCCUUUUUUAUUCGUCCUUUUUACAAGAUGAUGCUCCAAAAACCAAUAACACUACAUGAUAUGGAGUCUGUGGAUAGUGAAUAUUACAAUUCUCUGAGAUGGAUUCUCGAAAAUGAUCCAACAGAACUGGACCUCAGAUUCAUAGUUGAUGAAGAGCUUUUUGGUCAGACCCAUCAACAUGAACUGAAAAGUGGUGGAUCAGAAAUAGUUGUCACCAACAAGAACAAGAGAGACUACAUUCAUCUUGUAAUUCAAUGGAGAUUUGUGAGCCGAGUACAGAAACAAAUGACAGCCUUUAAAGAGGGCUUUUUUGAACUAAUACCACAGGAUCUGAUUAAAAUUUUUGAUGAAAAUGAGCUAGAGUUAUUAAUGUGUGGAUUGGGAGAUGUGGAUGUGGCUGACUGGAAACUACACACAAAAUACAAAAACGGCUACAACAUAAACCAUCAAGUAAUACAGUGGUUCUGGAAGGCAGUCUUAAUGAUGGACUCUGAAAAGAGAAUAAGAUUACUUCAGUUUGUUACUGGCACAUCGCGUGUUCCCAUGAAUGGGUUUGCUGAGCUAUAUGGUUCAAAUGGACCACAGUUGUUCACAGUUGAACAGUGGGGUACCCCUGAAAAACUGCCAAGAGCUCAUACCUGCUUUAAUCGCUUGGAUUUGCCUCCAUAUGACUCAUUUGAAGAUUUAUGGGAUAAACUUCUUCUAGCGAUUGAAAACACUCAGGGUUUUGAUGGGGUUGAUUAAGACACAGACAUAAAUUGUGUUGGUCCAGUGCUGCAAUUUCAUUUUAAGGGUUUACAAACAAAUCUGAAUUUUCCAGGGACUACCAUUGUAUUUAGUCACAUGGCUAUUGAAUCUUCAUAGUACCGUGUGUAAAAUAACUAAGUAUUAAAAAUCACUAACUUUUGAAAAUGGGUUUUGUCAUUUCCAUAGCUUUGUGUAUUUGCUGAUACAGGCAAUAUACACAUUGGAUCAGCCAGUGCCAAGUAAGUAAAAAACUAAAAUGUUUUUAGAGCAGUUGCCUCUUGUACAAUAUUUGAGACUGUCCUGCAGUAAACUACUGAAGUAAAGCUGUGAAGAAAACUUUGCAGAGGAUUUAAAUUUGAUUUGCUGCUUUAAGAGGAGCAACUGAAAUUGUUAAACUGUUUUAAAAAAACCCAACAAACUUUGUGUAUUAUAAUAUCAUAACUUGUGCUGCUUCAGGCUCUUUGCAACAGAUCUGCCCAAAGCACCUUAUAAUUCAGCAUAUUAUAUAAAACAUUGGGAAACAUUUGUUUGCAGAACACUGACUUGCUACAGUUGUUAGACUUCUGUUUCUAACUUGCUUUUACUAAAACAGUGUAACAAACCCAAGAUUUUUAUACAAAACAGAUAAGCAGCAUAUUUCUGACUUUUAAUGAAAAAUUAUAUCCAGUUUUUGUUUGAAUUUGUAUACUAAUGUUGGUUUAUUGAGUGUUCAUCACUUUUUUGGAUAAAUUUGUAGUUGAGCGAUAAUAUUUUCAAUUCAGCCUUUUGCAACAAAUCAAUCUUAAAACGAAAUUUGUAUGGAUAUCACUCAGUAUUUAGUUACUGAUAGUUAGAGGCCUUUACUAUCCAUUCUUGCAGUAUUGCACUACAUAACAAUAAAGAACAUGUUUACAGGGUUUUCUGGGCCAAAUUCAGCAGUCUGUUAUGUGCAAGCUCCUGAACUGCAUGGAAGUUAUGCACAUGUGAGCAGGUGCAGAAUUUGGUUCUGUGAUAUGUUUACAGGUUGCUAGUUUCUACAGCUGCAUUUUUAUAUUUUUUUCUCCAGUGUUAGUCUAGAAACCAAAUUUGUUAAUACAGUAUAACCAAAGUCAUAACCAACAAUGUGCAAUUUAUUGUAGAUCAACUUGUCAUACAUAAAUAUUAGUUUGAUUUCUUUUGUAAAUGUGGGUCCUUUUUGUAUUAAUAUUAACUUUUUUUUUUUGAGCAAGUGCUGGUUAAAAUGAUUAAGAAAGUUGGUUCUGAAAGAAAACAAAUUUGUUUGUAUACAUGCCUUGCUCAAAUUUUAACAUUUUAUUACCAAUAUGAUCUGAGGAAAUGACAGUACCUGGCUUUGGCCGCCAAUUUUCUGUUUAGUCACAGUCUUUAUAAAUAUGCAAGAAGGAAGUGUAGCACAUCUCUCUCUGAAGAUAUGUAAAUUAUGUAACAAAUGUUAAUGGGUCUUAAGGGAUAUUUAAAAUCCCACUUUGUUUUAUCCUUUGACUAGGUCAUUAGGACUGAGAGUAUUACAUGUAAAUAAAGGUAACUUAUACAAAUUUCCCAAAUCUAUAUGCAGUUUUGUAAAACGUGAAUGGAAUAUCAGUAAAUCUGUAUAGAUUUGAAUGUAGCAGGUUUUGUUGCAUACUUUAAAGUAUAAAAUAAGGAUCCUGAGAGCAGUAAAUAAAAGUUUAUUCUAAUAA
This is a messenger RNA of Serinus canaria (Common canary), 6465 nucleotides long. It is a transcript of the gene NEDD4, whose product is annotated as NEDD4 E3 ubiquitin protein ligase. Bases 857 to 4786 code for a protein of 1309 amino acids. Gene Ontology annotation, molecular function: ubiquitin protein ligase activity; protein binding; sodium channel inhibitor activity. The record is from RefSeq and is a predicted model, not a curated record. The transcript is spliced from 25 exons. Gene Ontology annotation, biological process: receptor catabolic process; receptor internalization; neuromuscular junction development. Lineage: Eukaryota; Metazoa; Chordata; Aves; Passeriformes; Fringillidae.